Molecule: messenger RNA, 3885 nt
Organism: Ictalurus punctatus (channel catfish)
Lineage: Eukaryota; Metazoa; Chordata; Actinopteri; Siluriformes; Ictaluridae
Gene: mettl22
Product: methyltransferase 22, Kin17 lysine
Exons: 11
Coding region: 531-1703 (390 amino acids)
Biological process (GO): protein methylation
Cellular component (GO): nucleus
Molecular function (GO): protein methyltransferase activity
Source: RefSeq, a predicted model, not a curated record
UGAUGUUACACACAUCUCGGAAGUUAUACUAGUUAGCUCGGUUUUUAAUCUCGACGCAGUUUCGAGGUCAUUUUAAGGUACGCCGCUGGGAGUUAAUUUGUAGCUAGAAGCCUAAAUUAAAUAAAAUGGUGCCUAGUUAGCGUUUUCACAUAUUAAAGGAGUUGUGUCUCGGUGUCGCGGUCUGAACUCGGGCCGAAUCCUAAAUUACAUCUCAGUGUGUAUAAAAGUGCACUAGGUAGGGUAUGACAUAAUGGAUUGUACAGCCUAUCUAGUGCAUUAAGUGUACAAUAGGAGGAUAUAAUAGUAUUCUGCCAGAUAUGGCUAGUUAGGUUGUUGUUUUCUUAAUAUUAAAGUGGCUCGAAUGUAGAGUAGUAAAUUUCUGUCAAUAAAUGUAUGUACUGAAAUGAAUAGAUAAGGAGUUUUAGCAGACUAUGUCACGCAUGUGUGCAGUUCGUCUUAAUCUCCGUUCAAAAUUUUACAUAAACCUUUAAAUAAAUUGAGUGAUUUCGCCUGGCCACAAGAUCAGAGUUAUGGACAAAACACUGCAGCAUCCAGAGGGACGUGAAGCACGGGUCAUGGACCAGGUCACCUUCCGCAGUGACACUGUGCUCUCUGAUGUGCACUUACUGCUCCCAAACGCUCAUCAUCUCAUGACUCGACUCAAUAUCGUCGGACAACCAGUUUUUUUGUCGAAGUUCAGGAUUCUGCGUGAGGAGGAGCAGAAGGAGGCUUGUUCUCCGUCAGAGGAGAAGUCAUACUCUCUUCUGGACGAAGAUGGAGAUCUGGACGUAGCAAGGAAGCCAUCGGAGACGGCGCAGGGCCGCGAAACCGCUCACCCUGUCAUCCUAAGCCAGGCUGAAGGAGCGAUUAGUGAAGAGGAGGAGGAAGAUGACAUAACCGACGUCAUAAAGAUUGAGCACACGAUGGCGACGCCGCUGGAGGACGUCGGAAAGCAGAUCUGGCGAGCAGCUUUCCUGCUCUCCGACUUCAUCCUGUCCAGCUCUGCUGCGUUCAGAGGAGCGACUGUGCUCGAGCUGGGAGCAGGAACCGGAUUAGCCAGCAUCGUCGUGGCGAGUGUGGCCAAAACGGUCUACUGCACAGAUGUUGGUGAAGAUCUCCUCAGCAUGUGUCAGAGAAAUGUGCAUUUGAAUCAGCAUUAUAUUGCAGCAUCAGACGAGCGCGGUGUGAAAGUGAGACAGCUGGACUGGACCACAGACGAUUUCCUCACAGAUGCAGAUUCAGAAUUUGGCUGGAGUGAGGACGAGAUCUCGGACCUCUACGAUAACACCACGGUCAUCAUCGCAGCAGACGUGUGCUAUGACAACGACCUCACCGAUGCCCUGUUCCGGACUUUGUAUCGCAUUUCCAGUAAUCUGCGUCACUCCAGCACUGCCUACAUCAGCAUAGAGAAAAGGCUGAACUUCACUCUGCGCCACAUGGACGUGUCCUGCGAGACGUAUGACCAUUUCCGCCACUGCCUGGAGCAGAUCACGGAGCUGAGAGAGAAGAAAAUGAGGUUCACGGUGUCACCGGUUUCCUGCUCCUUCCCUCAGUUCUUCCAGUACGAACGAGUGAACCAACUGGAGCUGUGGAAAGUAUCUGUUAAUCCCUUUCAGACUCUAUCCAGCUCAACAACCUCACAAAAACGUGGUGAAAACGAUGCAACAUCAAAAACUAAUCCAGACGCAAUAUCCAAGAGUUGAUGCUCUGCUUUAUGCUGUUAUAAGUAUGCAAAACUAAGUGAGCUAAGUGCUAAGUGAAUCCCUAAUGUGAAUCCUAUUUUAUGUAAUUAAUUUAACCAAGGUUUUAUUAUAUCGGAUGAAGAAAGGUGGUGGAGAUCAAGUGAGAAUUUCAUUUUAGUUUAUUUUUAACUACAGAUUGCCCUUCUUGUUUUGGUAUCUGUCUCGCUCCAGACAGUUGGGAUUACAUACUGUGAAUUGUAAAUUAUUUAAAAUUGAUUGUGUGUUUUUGUGUGUAUUUACUGACAUUCUGAAUAAGUGCUACAAUGAAUUGAUUUCUAUAGUUCAUUUCAUUUCAAGGUGCAAUUCAAAUUGCUUUACAAAUAAAAGGAAAAAAUGAGUAAGGGUAAAAUGCAUAGAAUAAAUAUCGGGCUGAUGCAGAGUUAUAAAAUAGCAGUAAUAGAUAUAAUAUUAAGGAAAACGCCACACGAGACAUUUUUUUAAUGAAACAAUAUUUUAAACGUUUUAAAAACGGGGGAAAAAAAAGUUAAUUUCACACACACACCACCUUAGUGGUUAGCAAGUUUGCCUCACACUUCCAGGGUCAGGGGUUCAAUUCCUGCCAUGGCCCUGUGUGUAUGGAGUUUGCAUGCUCUCCCCGUGCUGGGGGGGGGGGCUCUGGAUACUCGGGUUUCCUACCCACUCCAAAGACAUGCAUGGUAGGCUGAUUGGCAUGUCCAAAGUGUCUGUAGUGUAUGAAUGGGUGUGUGAGUGUGCCCUGUGAUGGAUUGGCACCCUGUCCAGUGUGUACCCUGCCUUGUGCCCGAUGCUCCCUGGAAUAGGCUCCAGGAUUCCCCUUGACCCUGAAGGAAGGAUAAACUAAUAAAAGGAAGGAUAAAAUAAUACUUGUUUUGCGGUUUCAAACUAGCCGAAUACCUUUCGCCAUGGAGUCGGCUUUUUGCACAUUGAGAGUCGACUCGCAUAUGUGACUCAUGUAUGUGCAUGCGAGCUGGUUUCUGGACACUAGAGGGCGUGCUAUUUCAAUAAUAUAUUAGAUGGUCAGAUCAUUUGGCUCAUUUGCAAGAGUCGAUUCUUCAGGCUCCCAAGUGACUGAUGCAAUUAUUUGCAUUUACAUUUUUGGCAUUUGGCAGACGCCCUUUGCCAGCGCGACUCACAUUUAUUUCAUUUAUACAACUGAGCAGUUGAAGGUUAAGGGCCUUGCUCAGGGGCCCAGCAGUGGCAGCUUGGUUUUGCUGGCAUUUGAAUUCACGACCUUCUGAUCAGUAGACCAACGUCUUAACCACUGAGCUACCACUGCCCUGUUAUGAUUAGUGAUGCCUAUAUAUAACUAAAAUUAUUCCGGUAAAUUCUACUCCACCUACUCAUUAACAAAAAUAACAUUACUUUGCACUGCAUUAUAUCAAAUAUAAUUAAAUAAACUUUAUCCUGAAUCAGAAAUGCACAGCUAAAAGUUAAACACACACAGCUCAGGUGCUGAAAACAAGUUUCCAAGUAAACAUGUAAACGGUUUCCCAAAAAAAGAAAGAAAGUAAAAGAAUAACAACUCUUACGUGAGUGUGAACCUAAAAGAGUCGGUUCAAGGAGAUGACGUGAAAGCAUGUAAUCUGGUUUCUUUAUUUUGGGCCUAUUUAUUUAAUUUUUGUAUAUGUAUUCAAUGAAACCAUUUCACAUAUCGUUCUUUGUGAUUGUUGGUAAAGGCAUGGGGGGGGGACAAGAAACCAGCGCACAUGCACAUACAUGAGUCACACAUGCGAGUCGACUCUCAAUGUGCAAAAAUAUUCGGCUAGUUCGAACCUGCGAAACAAGUAUUCGGUUUCUGGGUUUUUAUUUUGUAGAUACUCGUCAGAAUAGUACCUUCAGUAAAAUCCGUGAAGACUGAACGCGGUGACUUGCUAUUUGGUAAGUGUAUAAAUCAACUGGUUAUUUUUCUGUUUUUAAAACGUUGUGGAAAUAUUGUUUCAUUACAAAAAAACGUCUCGUGAGUGGUUGCUCGAGGAAAUAAAAUUGCGUUCAAUUAACAAGGCAAAGAAAUAGUUUUUGUUAGAGGGAAUCAAGUAUACACAAAGUUUAACUUCAGCUUAAAUGUAGUUCAACAGCUAAGGCGAGUGUGGUAAUUACAUUUUUCUCACAUUUCACUCCUUUUGCUUUGACGCCAUUUAAAAAAUAAAACAAUUAAGAAACUCCA